CAGGCUUACAAGCAUGUUUUCACGUCCCCAAGUUCAGUCGAGAGGGAGCCGAAGGCCACGCGUUCGGGAAAUGCUCGCCUCCAUGGCAUGAAUGCUGUGACCAUUGCUUCCGUGGCUUAUAUCGCAACCCAGGUGCGAUUUGCUCUCAGUUCGUCCUCGGUAUUCUCGCGGACCGAUACAACUACGGACUCUGAGACGUUUUACCACAGUCUCCUUGACCUCUUAGAAGACCCCGAGGAAUGUCAAGAAGUCGAUGAACUGCUGACCUGGUGGAAUCGCCAAGUGUUUCCCACAUCCUCUGCUGCGAAGAGACCUAUCAGUGCCAAUAGCGCCUUAUCCAAGAUCCGACAAAAACGCCUUGCUCUCAGACAAGCCGCAGAUUCGGAUAAUGGGUCUCUGUAG
Molecule: messenger RNA, 402 nt
Organism: Suillus fuscotomentosus
Lineage: Eukaryota; Fungi; Basidiomycota; Agaricomycetes; Boletales; Suillaceae
Exons: 3
Source: RefSeq, a predicted model, not a curated record